Molecule: messenger RNA, 400 nt
Organism: Mesitornis unicolor (brown roatelo)
Lineage: Eukaryota; Metazoa; Chordata; Aves; Mesitornithiformes; Mesitornithidae
Gene: REX1BD
Product: chromosome unknown open reading frame, human C19orf60
Exons: 3
Source: RefSeq, a predicted model, not a curated record
GGGCCACCAGGCGUACCUGAGCAGUGCCCCCCACUACGACUUCCCGCGUUACCGGCAGCUGGUGCACGAGAUCACGUUGGCCUUCAGUGGCAUCUCCCGGGAGGUACUGAGCAUCGCCAGGCGCCUACAGCACGAGCUCGCCCGGCCAGACCAUGCCUAGCACCUCGCCCGCCUCCAGGACCGUGAGCAGGAGAAGCGGAGGGGGGGCAGGUCCGGGGAUGCUUUUGGGGGGGAGUGUACAGCGCAGCUCCAGCUGGCCCGGCAGCAGGCGCAGGACCAACCUGAGGUGGACGCUCAUCAGCAGGAGGUGCGGGAGCUCAAACACAAGCUAAUUAAAACCAUUGAGGCAAUCAGCGAAAUUCUCCAGGACCUCAAGUACGAUUCGGAAGAAGUCGAGUGA